CCUCCGAGCUGGGCGGCGACCUGUAGGCGGCAGCGCUCCCCGCUUUCCCGGCUCUCAUUUAGGGCGCAGCACUAGAAACGCGGAUCGCGGUGAGCCCUCUGAGGUUAGAAGUCCGGCGGCGACAUGAGCUCGAGGCCGGUGUUCCUGAGCGCGGCCGAGGUACAGGACCACCUCCGCAGCUCCAGCCUGCUCAUCCCGCCCCUGGAGACCGCUCUGGCCAACUUCUCCAGCGGCCCCGACGGAGGGGUCGUGCAGCCCGUGCGCACCGUGGUGCCAAUCGCCAAGCACAGCGGUUUCCUGGGGGUCAUGCCCGCCUACAGUGCCGCAGAGGACGCCCUGACCACCAAGCUGGUCACCUUCUAUGAGGGUCACAGCAGCGCCUCCGCGGUCCCCUCCCAUCAGGCCACAGUGCUGCUCUUCCAGCCGAACAACGGCUCCCUUCUGGCGGUCAUGGAUGGAAAUGUCAUAACUGCAAAGAGAACAGCUGCAGUGUCUGCCAUUGCCACCAAGUUUUUGAAGCCUCCCAACAGUGAAGUGUUGUGUAUCCUUGGAGCUGGGGUCCAGGCUUACAGCCAUUAUGAGAUCUUCACAGAACAGUUCUUCUUUAAGGAGGUAAGUCCAGGGAGGGAGGUGGGGGAUGUGGAGAGGAAGCAGCAGUGA
Odocoileus virginianus texanus is the source of this 660-nucleotide messenger RNA. The record is from RefSeq and is a predicted model, not a curated record. NCBI's taxonomy places the organism in Eukaryota, Metazoa, Chordata, Mammalia, Artiodactyla, Cervidae.